This is a messenger RNA of Cantharellus anzutake, 1239 nucleotides long. RefSeq names its product glycoside hydrolase. Gene Ontology annotation, molecular function: glucan endo-1,3-alpha-glucosidase activity. Lineage: Eukaryota; Fungi; Basidiomycota; Agaricomycetes; Cantharellales; Hydnaceae. The transcript has 12 exons. Bases 1 to 1239 code for a protein of 412 amino acids. The record is from RefSeq and is a predicted model, not a curated record.
AUGGCGUGUGCGGGCGAUGCGUCUCAGACGUGUGGUAGCUCGUAUCGUAUUAAUAUUUAUCAAUACCUUGGCACUCCCCCAAAUUCGAAUGGGAAGGUUGUUGUGGCGCAUGACGGGUUUGCUUUGAAUGUCGGCAGCUCCAGUUGGCAGCCAGGUCAGGUGGCGUCUGCUUACGCGGCAGCCGUAGGCACCAACUUCAAGCUCUUCUUGUCCUUUGAUAUGACUGCCAUUUCAUGUGGAGAUGCCGGAAGUGCAAACUUGCUCCGUCAAUAUAUAAAUAAUUACGCCAACCAUCCGAAUCAGUUAUAUUAUCAGGGGAAGCAAGUCGUGAGCACGUUCGCCGGUGACUCGUGUACGUUUGGGCAAGGGGAUUUGAACAAUGGAUGGAACUAUGCUGUGAAACAGGGUGUAUCGAGCUCUGUCAUGUUCAUCCCGUCGUUCUUCUCAGACCCUUCGACGUUCUCAUCUAAUUGGGCCCAGGAUGGUGACUUCAAUUGGAAUGGUGGCUGGCCGAUGGGCGACUACGAUGUCAAUUUCUCGUCAGACCAGUCGCACAUCAAUGCCAUAGGCGGCAAGAAGUUUAUUGCUGCCCUGACUCCUAUGUUCUACACUCAUUACGGCCCAAAUUCUUGGAACAAAAACUGGAUUUACCGAAGUGAUGAUUGGCUUUAUAAUAACCGAUGGGAGAUGCUCAUACAAAAUCGGGCGCAGAUCGACAUUGUUGAGGUCGACUACGGGGAAUCUCAUUACGUAGGUUGGGCCCUGGGACCAGAUCUGGCCGGUGCAGACGCUUGGGUGACAGGCUUUGAUCACCAAGGCUUCCUCGUCAUGAACAAAUAUUACGCCGAUGCGUGGAGGACUGGAACGUACGCAACUAUCACGAAGAAUCAGGUCUUCCUCUUUGCUAGGCCACAUCCCAAGGGUGCGGUGGCGAGCAAUGAUCCUGUGGGCCCACCGAAUAACCGAGACUGGACCGAUGACAAUCUCUACGCCGUGGUCUUCGCUGCAUCCAGCGCCAACGGCGGCUCUCUCCAGCUAUCCAUAGGAUCCUUUAGCAACACGUUCUCGGUUUCCACGGGGGUGAACAAGUUCAAAUUGUCGUUGAGUCCUGGUUCGCCAAGCGCUAUCCUAAAGGAUAGUGGUGGGGCGACCCUUAUCACUUUCUCCCCAUCCAAUUUUAAUUACGUCAACAACCCUACAACAUACAACUUUAACUACUACAUGGCAGCUUCGCCAUGA